This is a messenger RNA of Sorex fumeus (smoky shrew), 1022 nucleotides long. It is a transcript of the gene NAA20, whose product is annotated as N-alpha-acetyltransferase 20, NatB catalytic subunit. The transcript is spliced from 6 exons. Gene Ontology annotation, molecular function: protein-N-terminal amino-acid acetyltransferase activity. Gene Ontology annotation, biological process: N-terminal peptidyl-methionine acetylation. The record is from RefSeq and is a predicted model, not a curated record. Gene Ontology annotation, cellular component: NatB complex. The coding region runs from base 67 to 603 and encodes 178 amino acids. Lineage: Eukaryota; Metazoa; Chordata; Mammalia; Eulipotyphla; Soricidae.
GGCCAGGCCACUUCCGGCGGGGCGAGCGACCGGUCGUAGCCCGCCGGCUCGGGAGGCGACGGCAAGAUGACCACUCUCCGGGCCUUUACGUGCGACGACCUGUUCCGCUUCAACAACAUUAACUUGGAUCCACUUACAGAAACUUAUGGGAUUCCUUUUUACUUACAGUAUCUUGCCCACUGGCCAGAGUACUUCAUUGUUGCAGAGGCUCCUGGUGGAGAGUUAAUGGGUUACAUUAUGGGUAAGGCGGAAGGGUCAGUCGCCAGGGAGGAAUGGCAUGGCCACGUCACGGCUCUGUCUGUUGCCCCCGAGUUCCGACGCCUGGGUCUGGCUGCAAAACUUAUGGAGUUAUUGGAGGAGAUUUCAGAAAGAAAGGGUGGAUUUUUUGUGGAUCUCUUUGUACGAGUUUCUAACCAAGUUGCAGUGAACAUGUACAAGCAGCUGGGCUACAGCGUGUACAGGACUGUCAUCGAGUACUAUUCAGCCAGCAAUGGCGAGCCUGAUGAAGAUGCUUAUGAUAUGAGGAAAGCCCUUUCCAGGGACACUGAGAAGAAAUCCAUCAUACCAUUACCUCAUCCUGUGAGGCCUGAAGAUAUUGAAUAACCAUGGGCAGUGGUUCUUAGGCUGAAGUUCCAAAUAUUUUAUGAACAGUGUUAUUUUCAUUGGAUGAUCGUCGAGCUCUGUUAGGAAAAAGUAAUCAAUUAGUUCUUAAAGACUUCAGGAAAACAUAGGUUAUAAACUUUCUAUGUCUCAUUUCUAAUUAACAAUAUUAUACCUACUAUAGCUGUUCACUGAAAUAAAAUUUAUUCAGAAAGGCAGCUAGGUCAGAAGGGAAACAUUCCACUAUCAUGGUUUAUGAUAUUUACUCUAUGCUAGGGGGAAAAAUUGUUUCAAUCUCAGUUCUGGGCCUGAGAACCACUGCUGCAUAUAUAGACUUUAUUUUGUAUUGAUCUGUUAGAGCUUUAAAAGCAUAUAUGAAAUGUAUAAUCUAAGAUGUAUAAUAAAAUGCAUUGUUGACUCAA